AUGUCUGACACGUAUUUUGAAAUUCUGCAACGGAGCUGCAGUUCAGGGAACUACAUCCCGUCAGGUCGGCAGCUUCCCAGGACGCCGCCCUUAACAAACGUAACAAGACAACUGGAUUUCACCAACUCUGAGGAACCAGAGCAGAACAUGGAGGAUGGUGUCAGAGAUAAAGACGAAGAAGAACUUCCAGAAUCUCAUGACCCUCACUCCAUGCUGAAAGGGAUGAAGGGUUACCAGCUCACUGCUGCUGACUUGGAAUUUUUAAAAAAGAUGAAAGAAGAGCAGCUUGUCAAAAAAAUGCAGGUUAAACUAGAAGAAGUGCAGAAGCUGUUAAAAACGGAAAUGGUGGCCUUAGAGUUGGCAUGUGCUUCCAAGGAGAAAGCAGAGGCUGAGCUCAAGAGGUUCCCAUCUUGUAUAGAGGUCACCGAGUGGGCAAAGGUGGUCCUCAGAAUGGCAUGCCCACAGGCUGACUUGACUGACGCGGAUGCCAAAUCUCUCCUAUCCAUGAUGAAAAUGAGAGACAUCCAGGACGCCAUGGAUAAGAAGAGGGUCGAGUUGUAUCAAAUAAAGAAGAUGGUGGCAAACAAAAGGAAGGAGGAGGCUGAAGAGAGAGGACAGAUGGAAAGGCAAAUUGCCAAUGAACAGCUGCGGAUACAAGGUUUGAUGAGGCAGUUGUCUGAUUUGAAAGCUGAACUUGCACAGCGUGAGGAGGCCUGCAAGUCUCUGGAAAUGCAGGUGAACAUCACAGAAGCACCAGAAAUCAAAGAAGAUUUAGAUGCCAUUACAAGCCAAAUGAAGCUGCCAAGAAAGAGACAAAAGAAAGCUGUUAAAUCUACUGAAAUGUUGCAAGACGCGACAAACACAAGUAAAUCAACAAGGAGUAGAAACAGGGACACUCUGAAAACCUCAGCCGAAGAGCCAACCCGGUCCGGACCUCCAGGAGAGCAACAGAAAAAGAAGGUUAAAGCAAGCAGAGGGGAAAAUGAGGAAGCUGAAGGGCAGGACUUAAAUUCCGGAGAGUCAGUACAACCUGUGAGAGGACGAAGAAAGCCUGCUGGAACUGCUCAGACCACAGUUUCCCAACAGAAAAGUCAAAGUAAAGUGAAAACUGGGGAACCUGAGGUGCCCUCUCGUGGCAGGAGGAGAGCUGCUGCCACCACUGCAGAUAAUGCUGGAGAGGAGGCACAAAACGAAGGUCUGAGGAGAUCCAAGAGGAUCGCCAGCAAGAAGUGA
Neolamprologus brichardi is the source of this 1233-nucleotide messenger RNA. The record is from RefSeq and is a predicted model, not a curated record. Lineage: Eukaryota; Metazoa; Chordata; Actinopteri; Cichliformes; Cichlidae.